This is a messenger RNA of Ostertagia ostertagi, 903 nucleotides long. Lineage: Eukaryota; Metazoa; Nematoda; Chromadorea; Rhabditida; Trichostrongylidae. The record is from the annotation of a GenBank genome assembly.
AUGUCGCAGCCGGUGGGCACGGUGGUGUGGAGCGGGAACUUCAUCAUCACCGGCGUCGGCUGCACCAGCUCGUACAACGGCAACAACUGGUUCGCGGUCCCGUUCACAACCACCGGAAACCCGAUCAGCACAUCCACCUCGACCAACAGCGGCCUGACGAUCAACGUUGCCGGGACCGCCUCGGUUGCCCUCAGCACGGGGAACUCGUGCGCCGGCGGCAACAGCAACUUCGGUGGGGUCAUGUACUACAUCAGCUGCUUGGGUACGUUCUCCAACGCCAGCUUCACCGCCACCUUUCCGGCAACGAUCAAGAUCGGCACCACCUCCGGCAGCAGCGUCAUGUCAGGCACGCGACUGACCACCUCCACGACGUUCGCCUGGUGGGGUGGCGUUGUCUGGCAGGCGGCCGAUGCCGAACCCGGCAGCGGCGGCGUGGGCGCCCUCGUGGCACCGUACACCGGCACGAUUCCCGCGAUCAUCCAAAGCACGUGCACGCUCGUCACGUCGAACGUCGCGGUCACGCUGCCCACGGUGGGCCUGGGCUCGCUCAGCAGCCCUGGGGCCACAAGCGGCCUGACGCCGUUCACGCUCAGCUGGUCAGGCUGCACGGCCAAUGGCGGGGCGAGUGGCACGGGCUUCACCGCCACCCAGACCUGGAGCUUCUCGACCGGUCCGGUGAACACCUACGUCGCCAAUAGCGCCUCCACGCCUGCCGCCAACGUCUACGUGCAGAUCCUGGAUGCCAACAUGACCGCGAUUGCCAAUGGCGCGCAGCGGAACUUCACCAUCCCGCAAGCCGGCGGAUCGAUCUCCCAGACCUUCUACGCCCGGUACAUCUCAAGCGGCGUCGCAGGGGCCGGCGGCGUUCGCGGCGUGUUGACCUUUGACGUGACUUACAACUGA